ACUGCAGCUGCCAGAUACCGGAAGUAGGCGAUGCAUAACCAAGUAGUUGUCUCGUAGUUCGGUGGGACAUUGUUUACAACAGAAAAAGUACAUUAAAAGAGUCGAAAGUUCCGAGAUGGGCACCACGGCAAGUCAACUGGGGAAGGAUAUGCUCUCAGAAUACCAAGAGCUGACCUUCUUGACAAAGCAGGAAAUUCUUCUUGCUCACAAGAGAUUUGCUGAGCUGCUCACGAGAGAAGAGAAAGACCGUCCUAAUAUCAGAGUACCAAUGGAGAGGAUCCUCACUCUGCCAGAGCUCAAGUCCAACCCGUUCAGGAAAAGAAUCUGCCAUGUGUUCUCAACGUCGGAGCAGAAAGAUGGAAGCCUCACAUUUGAAGACUUUCUGGACCUCUUGAGUGCCUUCAGCGACUCUGCUACUCUGGAAAUCAAAUCCCACUAUGCAUUCCGUAUAUUUGACUUUGACGAUGAUGGAACUCUUGACUGCGGCGAUCUGGAGAAGCUGGUGAACUGCCUGACUGGUGAGACAGAUGACACGAGACUGACAACCGAAGAAAUGAGACAGCUCAUCAACAAUAUUCUUGAAGAGUCAGACAUUGACAAGGAUGGAACCGUGAACCUCUCUGAGUUUCAGCAUGUCAUUUCAAGAUCGCCGGAUUUUGUCAGUUCCUUCAAGAUUGUGUUGUGAAGACCUCUGGCAGGCCGUGGAAAUGCAUCCCCCUUUAACUCUCAUGUGGCGUUUCAUUUUAAUUUACAAAUAUUUUAGAUUUUUGCCUUAAAUUAUAUAAACCUGUGGAUUUUACUGCCUUAACUGUUUUAUGUAUCGUUUGUUAAACGUGAAACCUGUGAUUUUUUUCUAUGCAGAAAAUAAAUAUAUUUCCAAAAAC
Messenger RNA from Acanthopagrus latus (yellowfin seabream), 884 nucleotides. RefSeq names its product calcium and integrin-binding protein 1-like. Gene Ontology annotation, molecular function: calcium ion binding. Bases 116 to 685 code for a protein of 189 amino acids. The transcript has 7 exons. The record is from RefSeq and is a predicted model, not a curated record. Lineage: Eukaryota; Metazoa; Chordata; Actinopteri; Spariformes; Sparidae.